This is a messenger RNA of Fukomys damarensis (Damara mole-rat), 1669 nucleotides long. RefSeq names its product cytochrome P450 2J2. The record is from RefSeq and is a predicted model, not a curated record. The transcript has 7 exons. Gene Ontology annotation, biological process: xenobiotic metabolic process. Lineage: Eukaryota; Metazoa; Chordata; Mammalia; Rodentia; Bathyergidae. Gene Ontology annotation, cellular component: cytoplasm; intracellular membrane-bounded organelle. Gene Ontology annotation, molecular function: iron ion binding; oxidoreductase activity, acting on paired donors, with incorporation or reduction of molecular oxygen, reduced flavin or flavoprotein as one donor, and incorporation of one atom of oxygen; heme binding. The coding region runs from base 99 to 1328 and encodes 409 amino acids.
AGCAGAUCUGGUGGGCAGGGCAGCCUGGACACCAAGGUAGUUACCUGUGUGGAUAGUCCUUUGUGUGGUCCUAAGAAGGCCCAGGGCAAGUCCUCUGCAUGCUGGCCACGGUGGGCUCCCUGGUGGCCGCCCUCUGGGGCGUGCUUCACCUCCGCACUCUUCUACUGGGCGCUGUUGCCUUCCUGUUCUUUGUAGAUUUCCUCAAAAGGAGGCGCCCAAAGAACUAUCCUCCAGGACCCUGGCGCCUGCCUUUCCUGGGAAACAUUUUCCACCUGGAUAUUGCAAAGAUUCAUCUGGAGCUUAAGCAGCACGUGAAGAAAUAUGGCAACCUUGUUAGUCUGAACUUGGCUUACCUGCCUGCCGUGGUUGUAACUGGACUGCCUUUAAUCAAAGAAGUUCUUACCCACACAGAACAGAACUUUAUGAACCGUCCCAUGAACCCUAUUCGAGAACGUGUAUUCGGUAAAAAUGGACUGAUCAUGUCCAGUGGCCAAACAUGGAAGGAACAAAGAAGGUUCGCCCUGACCACACUAAGGAACUUCGGUUUAGGAAAGAAGACCAUAGAGGAACGCAUCCAGGAAGAAGCCCACCACCUUGCUGAGGUCAUAGCAGAGGAGAAAGGACAGCCUUUCAACCCUCACUUCAAGAUCAACAAUGCAGUUUCCAAUAUAAUUUGCUCGAUCAUCUUUGGGGAGCGCUUUGACUACCAGGAUGCUGAGUUUCGGGAGCUGCUGAGGUUACUGGAUGAGGUUAUGUAUUUGGAAGUGUCUCCUAUGUGCCAAGUAAGCACUUCUCUUCCUGCAUCUUGCUCUGGAGUAUUGGAAAAAGUACACGCUGAGAUUGACAGAGUGAUUGGCCAGGGGCAGCACCCUAGCUUGGCCAACAGAGAGUCCAUGCCCUAUACCAAUGCUGUCGUCCACGAGGUGCUGAGAAUGGGCAACAUCGUUCCUCUGAAUGUUCCCAGGGAAGUGAGUGUUGAUACAGCUCUGGGUGGAUACCACCUGCCAAAGGACACCGUGAUCCUGACCAAUUUGACUGCGCUGCACAGGGACCCCACAGAGUGGGCGACUCCAGACACAUUCAACCCAGAGCAUUUCCUGGAGAACGGACAGUUUAAGAAAAGGGAAUCCUUUCUACCUUUCUCACUGGGAAAACGCGCAUGCCUUGGAGAACAGCUGGCUAGGUCUGAGCUGUUUAUUUUCUUCACUUCCCUUCUGCAAAAAUUUACCUUCAAGCCCCCGAAGAAUGAAAAGUUGAGCCUGAAGGUUAGGGUGGGUAAGACAUUGGCCCCGGAGAGCUACAACAUCUGUGCUAUCCCCAGGGCAUGAUGCUGGAAAAGGAAGUAAAAGGCAAGAAAGAAGAAAUGGCAGCUCUCUGAAGCCUCUGGUUCCUACACAGAUGUGAGGGGACAGAAUGGAGGUGGGGGAGGGAAGAUGGGAAGAAUUGGGCUAAGAGCAAAUUGGACCACAAUUCAAGCUCUGCUAUUUCCCUCAAAAUUGAUGCAGAGCAAAUCAUUUGUGUCCUGAAUGAUUUACCUUUUUAUUCUGGCGAUCGGAAGAGAAUGGGGAUUCCUUCUCAUAUUAGUUCUUUGUAAGAAUCAAAGGAAAUAAUGGAAUAAUGGAAUUUAAGUGAUUUGUAAACAAUAAAGCACAUGAUAAAGUCAUAGUUA